GUUGCACGAAGUAGAAGGGCUCUACAACCUCUACCCCUAUUCUUAAAAAAAUUAUUUCUAGUGUAAUUUUUCGCUUGCGAACUUGGAGACUGUUCCCACUCCGCAACACUUUAAAUAUUGAUUUGUUAGCUAUAGUAACUUGCACGGAAAGAAAUCCUGAUCUGGAGGCUUGUGAACCGGUAAAUAAAAAUUCCUCUGCAACCCCUUAUAUAUUAAUUUCAUGGGGUCAAAAUAAAAUUAAAAAAAAUGGAAUUCUGGUUUAGAAUAGUUCUAAUGGGCCUCUGUGUUUUGCCUCGUUUGCUGUGCUGCAAACCUCUUUUGCCAACAUCCCAUGCGCACGAGAACAGUUAACCACGACCGUAGCUACCAUUUUAAAAAUUAGUAUAUACAAUUGUCUGGACGGGGGUUGUUUAUGUUGUUAUUUAAAGCAUAAUUUCGAAAUACUUAACAUAAAUAUAAUACUUCCUCAUUUUUUAGGACGUUAAGAUUCUUAAAUUAUUAAGUGUUAUAGAAAUUGUAAUGUAUCUUUGCUAUAAACAUAAAAAAUAUGCCAAACUUAACAUGAUAGACCCUGAUAGUGACAGUCCGGAAAAUACUAGUCCGUCAUUUACCACUUCCAGAACAUAAUAAUAAAUCAAAAUGGCGUCGCAAACAGAGAUUUCUGAGAUCAACAAUGAAGAAUCUACUUUCCUAAACAAGCUGCACUCUUGGAUAUCUUGGUCUUGGAAAUACUUAUGGGGCAUUUGGUUUAUAUUAAUCAUAACGCUCGUAUGGUUUUUGCGCGGCCCGCUUAAAUUGAAGGAAAUGUUAAACAUGGCUGGAAUUGUUCUCUCAACACUUACACCUAAAUUUUUCGUUGCAUUGACUGGAACUUACUCCUUUCUAUCUGGUUUUGCUUUGUUAUUUGAAUGGUGGUAUUUCCGAAAAAACGGAACAUCAUUUAUUGAGCAAUUCUCACUUGCACAUAUUGCUCCUAUACUUGGACUUGGCUCAGAACAAUCAAAUGUAAAACAGCUUAUUGCAGAAUGCAAAGUCUGGCGUAAUCCAAUGAGUCUGUUACGUGGAGCUGAAUAUCAAAGAUUGCAGUGGACUUUAAACCUGAAAGCAUUGACAGCUUAUGAUUUAUCAUUGUCAGAAAAAGACCAUUUAUCGUUUUUUACAUGCUCAAGAGAUCAAUCUAAUGGACGACCUGGCGACUUGAAAAUGUUAAAAGCAUGGAAAGAGAGAAAUCCUGAGAAAAGGAUUGCUUUAGCUCAUGAGGCUUUACAUGAAUCACAGACUAAUUGUCCAACUGCGUAUGUUUUGUUGGCAGAAGAAGAAUCUACAACAAUUGAAGAGGCUGAAGCUUUCUUCAAGCAAGCACUGGGUGCAAGUCAAAAUUGUUUAAAACAAUAUAAUAGUUUGUCAGCUGACGAAGAAGCUGAAGCCUGUCAUCGUCGAGAUACCAAUGUUUGUGUUUAUGUAAAACGAAGAUUAGCAAUGUGUGCGAGGAAGCUUGGUCGAACGAAAGAAGCUGUUAAAAUGAUGAAAGAUUUAUUAAAAGAAUUUCCAUUCCUAAGUGUUUUAAACAUUCAUGAAAAUUUAAUCGAAGCGUUGCUUGAGUUACAAGCUUAUUCUGAAGUGCAGCAAGUGCUCACAAAGUAUGACGAUAUUAGCUUACCGAAAUCAGCAACAAUAUGUUACACAGCUGCUUUAUUAAAAGCAAGAGCGGUAGCAGAUAAAUUUUCACCAGAUAUAGCUGCUAAAAGGGGACUGAGUCCUACUGAAAUAAGUGCUGUUGAAGCUAUACAUCGAGCAGUGGAGUUCAACCCACACGUACCAAAAUAUCUACUAGAAGAAAAAAGUGUGAUUCUACCUCCAGAGCAUAUACUCAAACGUGGAGACAGUGAAGCCAUCGCGUAUGCAUUUUUCCAUCUUCAACAUUGGAAACGUGUGGAUGGAGCUUUAAAUUUAUUAAGUUGUACUUGGGAAGGAACAUUUCGCUUAUUACCCUAUCCUUUGGAAAAAGGCCAUCUUUUUCAUCCUUACCCGACAUGCACAGAGGCUGCAGAUAAAGAAUUACUGCCAGAUUUCCAUCAAGUUUCUGUUUAUCCACAAAAGGAGCUGCCUUUCUUUUUCUUGUUGGCUGCUGCUCUUUGUUCGCUAUCCGCCAUGUUAGCCCUACUUACUUACCAGUUCCCCGAUGAAAUGGGGUUUGGGGCCAAUACCGUGGUAACUUGGUUUGCUUUUCCUCUUACAUCUAUGCUUCAAAAGUUUGAAGAUUUAUUUCCUCCGCAUAUAUGGCAACAUGUUACCACCCUGUAGAAGACGUUCAUUUGGACACAUUAUCGACUUCGGACUAUUGGCCAAAAUGAAGAACUAUAGUUCUUCAUUUUUAUCUGUUUGGAAAUUGAAAUAACAUACAUUUUUAUUUUAUUAGAAUUAUGUACAAUUUGGAUAUUUAUUGUGGAAAGAAAACUAGAAAUAAAAAACGA
This is a messenger RNA of Hydractinia symbiolongicarpus, 2474 nucleotides long. RefSeq names its product protein ST7 homolog. The transcript is spliced from 19 exons. NCBI's taxonomy places the organism in Eukaryota, Metazoa, Cnidaria, Hydrozoa, Anthoathecata, Hydractiniidae. The record is from RefSeq and is a predicted model, not a curated record. Gene Ontology annotation, molecular function: protein binding. Bases 640 to 2304 code for a protein of 554 amino acids.